Messenger RNA from Saccostrea cuccullata (small rock oyster), 638 nucleotides. Its product is annotated as ficolin-2-like. The record is from RefSeq and is a predicted model, not a curated record. Lineage: Eukaryota; Metazoa; Mollusca; Bivalvia; Ostreida; Ostreidae. Bases 27 to 581 code for a protein of 184 amino acids. The transcript has 4 exons.
GGGACUUUUACUGCAGUAUAACAUUGAUGAACGGCGCAUCGGUUGCAACUCUCUGUCACCAAGACACGUAUCUAUGGACGAUAAUUCAGAGAAGAUUAGACGGAUCUGUUAACUUCAAGCAAAACUGGGCCGAAUAUCGAACCGGGUUUGGCACUCGUGACUCCGAAUUUUGGAUAGGGAAUGAAAACAUACAUCAGCUAACAAAUGAGGGAUAUACACACCUUAGAAUCGAGCUGAUGGAUCAUGACUGUGUUUGGAGAUAUGCUGAGUACAGUAGCUUCUAUACAGAGGGAGAGGGAACAAAAUACAGACUGCACGUAUCCGGUUAUUCUGGAGAUGCAGGGGACAGCUUUCUUUACCACAACAAUAUGUACUUCAGUACUUCUGAUAACGACAACGAUAAAAUGCCUGCUUUCAACUGCGCCCAGAAUAGAUUGGGAGGUUGGUGGUAUAAUUUUUGUCAUGAGGCGAACCUUAAUGGUGAGUACAGCAACACGGACUACUCUAACGGCAUCAACUGGAACGCCUGGAGAGGGUUCUAUUACUCCAUGAAGGAAGUGAGAAUGAUGAUAAGGAGAUAACCCUGACUUUGAGUCCUGUGGUCACAAAAGAUGUACUUACUACAAUAUUUGCACAGA